This is a messenger RNA of Cyclospora cayetanensis, 648 nucleotides long. RefSeq lists its product as uncharacterized. The record is from RefSeq and is a predicted model, not a curated record. Lineage: Eukaryota; Apicomplexa; Conoidasida; Eucoccidiorida; Eimeriidae. Bases 1 to 648 code for a protein of 215 amino acids. The transcript has a single exon.
AUGAUGAGCGCGCCGGUCGGUGCCGCUGCAUCAGCGGCAUCAGGGAGCAGGCGGCUGUUGCUGCGGACCUCUCCCUUGUUGUUGCAGAGUUCUGACUCAGCUGCUACGAUGCGUUAUGGGGCUGUGCAACAGCAGUUGCUGCAUGCUCUCGUGCGUCACCAGCCAGGGAUGUGGGAACGCACGGGCAACUUUGUGUACCGCUGGCUCGACGUCACCGGCUUUCUUACCCGCUGGAAUUCUCGGCAGGCGUGGAUCUUGGACCUGGAUCCGUACAGCCGACUAGCCACUCCCCUAAUUACUGAGUAUGAGCGUAAGAUGAUCAUGUUCGUCGGGCUGCAUGCCUACUUCUUCUUCGGGGUGGCACUGUACCUCGCCUAUAAGGGCCACGCGCACGGCGCGGUUAAGCCACCCGUUCCUUCGAAUGCUGAUUUCGUGGGCUUGGAUGGUCGCAAGAAGGACUUCACUUGGCAUGGCCGUCUGUUUUUCAUUUCUCCCAAGGAGCGAUGCAAAGAAUGCAGAUGGCUGGAUCUAGAGUGCAAGAAGAACUGCUUCGAGGCGCUCAAGGCUCAGGGGCACAAGCUUAUUCUUAACCACGGAAACCCGCUGUCUGUACCGAGGGGUACUCUGAAGCCGUUCCACACUCAUUGA